GUGGGGGGGCUGUGUUUGGGGCGCCCCCAGGGUUUUGGGGUGCCCCGCUGUUGAGGGUGCCGUCCCCCAGGAGCUGCCCGGCUCCGGAUGCCGGCAGGAUGGCGCUGGUCCCCGUCGCUGUGCCCCCUCCUCGCCCGGGCAGACCAUCCUCCUGUCACCGUCACGGUGACAGCGGCCAUCGGCCAGGACGCCUGCCUGCCCUGCGGCACCUGCGCGGGGCCACCCUCAGCUGCACCCACCAGCACCCACCAGCACCCACCCACCCUGGGCUGGCACCGGCCGCGCCCCGAGCCGGGCUGGCAGCCGCCCGUGCGGCCCCACAGCCGCUUUAGGGGCUCAGGGGACAGGGGACAGCGGCGUGUCCCUGCUGCUGAGGGACACCAGCGAUCCCCAUCUCGGGAAUUAUUCCCGCUACGCGGCCCCGCGGCUCCUCUGCUCCCUGGCGCUGCAGCCCGCGGUGGCAGAGGUCCCCAGGGCCGCGGGGCCGGACGUGUUCAGGGUGCUUCGUGUCCUCACGGCCGUCUUCACCGUGGUGGCCAUCGGGGUGCUGAUGUGUGCCCGUGGCCAGGGCCACUGCUGGGGGCACAAAGGGGGUGCUGGGGGGACAAUAUGAAAACCCCGAACCACCUCAGCUGGAGCUGGGAUGAGAACUCCCCGGUGUCCCUGCGUCCCUCCAAGCGCUGUCACCGGGGCAGAAACCAAUGA
Messenger RNA from Vidua macroura (Pin-tailed whydah), 705 nucleotides. RefSeq lists its product as uncharacterized. The record is from RefSeq and is a predicted model, not a curated record. NCBI's taxonomy places the organism in Eukaryota, Metazoa, Chordata, Aves, Passeriformes, Viduidae. The transcript is spliced from 4 exons. Bases 88 to 705 code for a protein of 205 amino acids.